GGGCCAGCACGUGUAAGAGUUCGCCGCGGGUCGCCGCAGUCACUCACCUGGGCGCCUCGGUGUGAGCGCGCACGGCUCUCGAGUCCUCCGCCCGCCAGUCCGCCUGCCCGUGACCCAUGUCCCGCCGCAAGGCCGGCUGCAUGCCUCGCCGAAGAGAGCCCGCUCCCGCCGCCAACUCAGACGACGAGAUGGAGAUGCCGGACCUCUUCAUCGAUGUGAAGCUCGAGCCGGACCCGCGGCCCCUACAGGCCCGGCGGCUAGGGCCCUUCAACCCGAAGGAAAUGCCCGCGCCGGGGCGGUUCGAGGGCGAACCCCGCCACUCCCCCGGCCCCGUGCCCGCUGGCGGCCUCUUCCACGCCCUGGGCCUGCGCAACCAGUGGGCGCCGUGGACGCCGCUGACCCCGCACCUUCCCGACCGCCAGCCGUGGACCGACAAACACCCAGAUCUGUUGACCUGCGGCCGCUGCCUGCAGACUUUCCCGUUGGAGGCCAUCACUGCUUUCAUGGACCACAAGAAGCUGGGCUGUCAGCUCUUCAGAGGCCCCAGCCCCUGCCAGAGCUCAGAACGCGAGGACCUGAAGGCCUUGAGCUGCCUCCGCUGCGGCCGACAGUUCACAGGAGCCUGGAAACUGCUGCGCCACGCCCAGUGGGACCACGGACUGUCCAUCUACCAGACGGAACCCGAGGCCCCGCUGCUGGGCCUGGCCGAGGUGGCUGCUGCCGUGUCGGCGGUGGCGGGGCCAGAAGCCGAGGCCAAGGGCCCCCGGCUGGGUUCCACCCGACGGAGCCCCACCUGCCCCGUGUGCAAGAAGACCCUCAGCUCCUUCAGCAACCUGAAGGUGCACAUGCGCUCGCACACUGGCGAGCGGCCCUACGCCUGUGACCAGUGUCCCUAUGCCUGCGCCCAGAGCAGCAAGCUCAACCGCCACAAGAAGACCCAUCGGCAGCAGCUACAGCCCCAGAGCCCCUGCGUGGCCGAUGCCAGUCGGGAGCAGGCCUCCACCGCCCCUCCGGAGCCGGCCGCCCAUGCCGCCGCCCCGGCCAGCAUCCUCCAGUGCAGCGGCGGAGAGGGGGCCGGAGCAGCCGCCACGGCGGGGGUCCAGGAACCUGGGGCUCCUGGCGGUGGGGCCCAGGUGGGCCCCGGCGUGGACGGCUGGGGAGCUGACACCAAGGAGCAGAGAACUGACCCCGAGAAGAACCAGAAGACGUCACCCAAGAAGACGCUGAAGCCAGCGGGCAAGAGCCGGGGCCCCGGGCCCGGGGGCAGCUGCGAGUUCUGCGGGAAGCAUUUCACCAACAGCAGCAACCUGACGGUGCACCGGCGCUCGCACACGGGCGAGCGGCCCUACGCCUGCGAGCUCUGCUCCUACGCCUGCGCCCAGAGCAGCAAACUCAACCGCCACCGCCGCAUGCACGGCCUGGGGCCUGGCGGGCCCCGCUUCAAGUGCCCCCACUGCUGCGUGCCCUUCGGCCUGCGGGCCACCCUGGACAAGCAUCUGCGGCAGAAGCACCCCGACGUGGUUGGGGAUGCCUGAGCCGCGGGAAUGCCCCCUGCGGUCCCCCGCACCGCCGUGAACCGCUUCUGU
Molecule: messenger RNA, 1586 nt
Organism: Globicephala melas (long-finned pilot whale)
Lineage: Eukaryota; Metazoa; Chordata; Mammalia; Artiodactyla; Delphinidae
Gene: ZNF296
Product: zinc finger protein 296
Biological process (GO): regulation of transcription by RNA polymerase II; negative regulation of dendrite development
Cellular component (GO): nucleus
Molecular function (GO): DNA-binding transcription factor activity; RNA polymerase II cis-regulatory region sequence-specific DNA binding
Source: RefSeq, a predicted model, not a curated record